UCCGCCCGCUUUCGGUCAGGUUUUACCCGUUGAGGCCAUGUAUUGGAUGGAAUAGGUAUCACCGACCUCGAGGAUCCUUAACAACCGGACCGACGCCCUUACCUCUUCAUAGCGUUUACUGCCAUCCAGUUGUGGGGAAUCAACGAUUAAUUGGGCGAUGAUUCUUGGCUGAUAAAACAUUAUUAUUCAUCCUGCUCCCGGCCUCCAAAGCAGUCCUCCAACACAUAAAUAGACUAAUAAUUCGCACCAUCCAUUCCUUUAUCACAUUCCCUCUUUGCAACAUCACUUUCCGUGAAUUUACACCGGCGAUAUGUUAAAACUGGCCCUCGUUCAAGUGUCCAUGCUGAUCAGCAGUGCACUAUCAGUUCCAUCUUCAUCCGAAUAUUCCGGCAUUCAACCGCGUUCCGCAAACUCCGUCCUCUCUGAGAGGGCCGCCCCCAAUCCACCCCAGGUGCACACAGGCACAGUAUAUUCUUUCGAAAAAACAGCAACAUUGGUGUACGAAGUUCUGAACCGCGUUGCAAAUCACAGUUGGGAAUGGGGCGCCCAAGCGGAAGUCAUCUUUGAGAGAAAUUACCCGGAGUACAGUGUUUACUCCAAUACUCGCCAGCUGCCACUGUCUUCUCAAGAUGGACCUCUGAAACCUCCUUCAGGAUUGAUCAAAUUUAUUGAGCCUAUCAUCGCGAAACGUGUCCCUGGAACCAAACCUAUCGUUGAUGGUGAUGGCGCAUCAGGUGACCCCGCAAGUUUAGGUGUCGCGGUGCUUGUUUCUGCAGCCACCAGCAACAAAGAGAGGUCUGAAUACUUUCAAAAGUUGGCAGACGACCAGUUGGAUUGGUUAUUGAAUCACGUUCCAAUCAAUGAGAAUGGUGCCAUUUCUCAAAGAGACAAGGAGCUGCAAUACUGGUCAGAUUAUGUCUACAUGGCUCCUCCUUUUUUGGCGUAUUACGGAGCCGCUACUUGCAACGCUACCCUGCUGGAAAUUGCUUACAAUCAAGCAAAACAAUACCGGACGAUCUUACAGGACGGCAAAAUCAAAGUAUGGGAACACAUUGUAUCUGGAAGCUUUGAGGAUCGAGCUUUUUGGUCAACAGGAAACGGUUGGGCUGCCGCUGGAAUGAUGAGACUUUAUGGUACUUUUAUGAACUUACGCGAACCCAAGCUUAGGGAGCUUACCUCGCCAUGGAGAGAAGAUUUGGCUAAUUGGGUCGCUGAAAUCGUCAAGGGUGCCUAUGCGUACCAAUACAAGGAUUCAUAUCUGCUGCCCAAUUAUCUGGCUAACACCAAUGCUUCACAUAAUUACGCCGAAUGUUCAGGUACCGCUUUGAUCGCAGCCGCUGCUUACCGACUUGCAUCACUUCGACCGAGUCUCGCGGCUGAUCUACCACUGGAUGCCAUCAAUGCAGCCCGGGUAGCCAUCUUCACCAAAUACACAAACAGCAAAACCGGUGCAGUGGCCCCAGUCGUGGACCCGCUAAACUGGAAUGCAGACAAGGCUUUCAAUGGAACAAAGCCCGACGUUGGAUUUGUCAGUCCCGAAGGACAAGCCUUUACAAUCUUGCUGUUUGAAGCCUGGAAAGCUUAUGUUGCGAGCCUCGACUGCAAAGCCAAUCCUUCUCACCCGCACUGUUCCACCGGUUAUCAACGCCUCUGAACUCGGUCGAUCAUCCACACCUUCAUCCCCGUCCUGGUCAUCAUAGCAGAAGUACUAAUUUCGAAAGAUUCUCCUUGGGUUUCGUCGGGCCUGAAUCACAAGCCCUAGCAAUAUUUUAAACUCGUUCUUGAAAUCAUCACAUUUUACGAACUCUUUUUUUUGUAAAUUUUUGUAAAGACGCACCAAAUCUCGCAUUACGUUCAAACAAGUUUCACUCACAACCUUCGUCUAGUCUAUUAUCACAACAACAUUUCAAGUUAAAUUCCCACAAGUAAUACAUUAAAAACAAUGCAAGAGGCGCCUGUAAG
Puccinia graminis f. sp. tritici CRL 75-36-700-3 is the source of this 1962-nucleotide messenger RNA. RefSeq lists its product as uncharacterized. Bases 311 to 1654 code for a protein of 447 amino acids. The record is from RefSeq and is a predicted model, not a curated record. The transcript is spliced from 8 exons. Lineage: Eukaryota; Fungi; Basidiomycota; Pucciniomycetes; Pucciniales; Pucciniaceae. Gene Ontology annotation, biological process: carbohydrate metabolic process.